This is a messenger RNA of Dunckerocampus dactyliophorus (ringed pipefish), 2053 nucleotides long. It is a transcript of the gene krr1, whose product is annotated as KRR1 small subunit processome component homolog. Gene Ontology annotation, cellular component: nucleolus; small-subunit processome. Bases 122 to 1273 code for a protein of 383 amino acids. The record is from RefSeq and is a predicted model, not a curated record. The transcript has 10 exons. Gene Ontology annotation, molecular function: RNA binding. Lineage: Eukaryota; Metazoa; Chordata; Actinopteri; Syngnathiformes; Syngnathidae.
AACCUGCAUCAUUUGUCAUGUUGUCUGAUGGUGGCGCACUAGCAGCAGUGUUCCGCGUCACCGAACAUCGGUAAAACGCUGAAGAAAAAAGUCGUUGCGUCACUUCCGCUUCUACGUAAAAAUGGCGUCCGGCAGCACGGCGGACAACGUGAGGGACGCAAAAACUUUGGAAAAAUCCAGAAACAACAAAAAACCAGUGGAUGAAGCUGAACUUCUGACAGUCCCUGAUGGAUGGAGAGAGCAGCCCUUCACUAAAGACGAUAAUCCCCGUGGUUUGUUGGAGGAGAGUAGUUUCGCCACACUAUUCCCUAAAUACAGAGAAGCCUACCUGAAAGAUUGCUGGCCGCUGGUGGAGAAGGCUUUAGGAGAGGUGCAUAUCAAAGCCUCCCUGGACCUGAUUGAGGGAAGCAUGAGCGUCUGCACCACCAAGAAAACCUUUGACCCUUAUGCCAUCAUUAGAGCAAGGGAUCUCAUUAAGCUGCUUGCCAGGAGUGUUCCAUUUGAGCAGGCUGUACGGAUAUUACAGGAUGACGUGGCGUGUGACAUCAUCAAAAUAGGGACCUUGGUGAGGAACAGGGAAAGAUUUGUGAAGCGAAGACAGCGUCUUAUCGGCCCCAAAGGUUCCACCCUUAAAGCUUUGGAGUUGUUGACCAACUGUUAUGUGAUGGUGCAGGGCAACACAAUCUCGGCCUUGGGGCCCUAUAACGGCCUGAAGGAGGUGCGCAAGGUUGUCAUGGACACAAUGAAGAACAUCCACCCCAUCUAUAAUAUCAAGACACUGAUGAUCAAACGAGAACUGUCCAAAGACGCCGAGCUCCGCACGCAGAACUGGGAGCGCUUCCUGCCCAAGUUCCGCCACAAGAAUCUGGCCAAACGCAAGGAGCCCAAAAAGAAGAGCGUGAAGAAAGAGUACACACCAUUCCCACCGCCACAGCCGGAUAGCAAUGUUGACAAGGAGCUGGCCACGGGAGAAUUCUUCCUGCGGGAAAGCGUGAAAAGGAGGAAGAAAAUGGAAGAAAUAAAGGUCAAGCAGGCCGAGGCACUGAGCAAGAAGCAGGAGGAGAGAAACAAAGCUUUUAUUCCUCCGAAAGAGAAGCCUUUAUUGAAGAAGGCUGCAAAAGCUCCUGUGGAAAGCAAGCUUGACAUCGCUGCCCUGAAGGACAAAGUGAAAAAAGCUAAAACCAAAAAACUGGGAGCUCCACCAGUGAAUCCAGCACCUCCCACUAGUAUGACCACAGACAAAAAGAACAAAAAAACAAAAAGCAAAAGCUGAGCACCGCUCGAAGAACUCUAUUGUGUCGCAUUUGAUAUUGUGUUUGAUGGACUCUGGAAGCACAAAAAGAUAUUCCACGGGUGGAGUGAUUACCAGGAGACCAGUUGUUUCACCCAUAUUUUCUAUGGUCAGUAUUUAUACAGUCAAUAUACUGAGGGGGCAGCUGACUGGAAUUAAAUCACCAUGUCGUGUUUGAUUCAUUUUGUCCUUUUUACCCUGAUCUGCAUCGGUGUACAGGUUUGUUCACAGCUCUGCUUUCUGAAGCGGCGCUUUUUCCAGGAUGAGGCUGACAAACUCAUGUUUCUCCAAGCACCCUCGACACUCUUCUCCCCAUGAGGCUAAAAUAUUCCUCAGCUGCAACACCCUCAUUUUUUUCAGCUCUUCACUGCUCAGCUGUCUCGGCUCAGGCCCUGUAAAAAAAUUAAAUAAAAAAAUGAAUUGUUACCAGGCUUUAACCUGGAAUAAAUGUUUAAGAUGGGGUGCCCAUACCUUUCCAGCCAUUUUGAUACUUUUUGUACAUUAAAGACGCUAAAACCAGUCUGUAGGUCAAUAUAUGCUAAGAUAUUGAAUCUGAACUCAGGCUCAUAAAUGAGCUGCGGGCUGAAAAUGGUCCCCAGCCUGCACUCUGGACACCACUGGCUUAAGAGUUUCUUAAAAUAUCCUCAUUUGUCCCAAAUGACAAUGUGCUGUCCGCUUCCCAAAACCUGCUGUCAAUAUGUAUUCUAUUUUCCCACUUAAAAAAAUUCAAUCUUUUAAAACUACUUAAUCCUGAAAUAUACU